AUGGGGGUCGUGCCGCUUCCACAGGUCUCCAGGCGCUGGCUCCGCUAUACAAUUGCUCUUGCCAUUUUCGCGCUGCUGCUUUUGUAUCUCUAUCACCGGAGCCAGCGCGGCCUCUCGGGCUGCGGAUCCGGGGCCCAGCCCUGCGUUUCGGAGGGACCCCCACCUUCUCAGAUCCUGCAACAGUGGGGAGCCCUGGAGGCCCCGGAGCGGGGAGAGCCUCCGUGCCUGGGCCCCCGGGGGAUGCUGGGCCGCCUGGUGAGGCCGUUCCGCGCCAGCCUAAGCCUGGACGGGGAUGUGGAGCUGUCGCAGUACCUGGCCGGAUGGAGGGAGCUGAUCAAAUUCCUAACUCCCUUCGGCUCCAUCUUCACCUUCGCCACCAGCGAGGCCUUCACCAAAGUGACCGCCCUGGAGGCUCGCGUGCACGGCCCGGAGGCCGCGCACUACAAGACGCUGGUGACCAUGGCCGCGUGGGAGCGGCGGGCGGGGCGGCUGGAGAGGCCCGGGGCCGCCCCCCCGGACUCGGCCAGGUCCUCGGGCUCCCGAACGGCGCUGCUGCUGCACCGCGCGCUGCGCUGGUCCCAGCUCUGCCUCCGGCGGGUGGCCACCGGGGCGCACCGCGGCCCGAGCGCCGGCGAGCAGUGCAGCGACGCCUACAGCGCCGUCCUGGGCCCGCACCACCCCUGGCUGGUGCGCCAGGCCGCCCGCCUCGCCUUCCUCUCGUUCCCGGGCCGCGGCCGCCUGCUGGAGCUGGCCUGCCCGCGGACCACGGAGGCGGAGGCGCGGGCCGCGUUGGCUCGCGCGGCGGCCACCCUGGAAGAGGUCUACAACCGGACGCAGGGUUUGCUGGCCGAGCGCGGCCUGCUGCAGCUGGCCUAA
Molecule: messenger RNA, 876 nt
Organism: Pipistrellus nathusii (Nathusius's pipistrelle)
Lineage: Eukaryota; Metazoa; Chordata; Mammalia; Chiroptera; Vespertilionidae
Source: the annotation of a GenBank genome assembly